UUUGGCUGGACUGCAAAAGAUUCGGCGGUGGAGGUCCAAAACAGAAACCCUUUGCUUUAACUGCUGGGUACCCGGUGGUUUGGGUUGAUUUGCGCAAGUUAUAAAGGAACCUAAUUGACCUCCACCCUCCGAAAGGGGGACUUGCAGAAACUGUUGAAGAGACCAGAUUUCCAAGAUCUCUUCUUGUGUUCUUUUUUUUUUUGUGGUUGCCUGGUGUUCUCGUUUCUUUGAGAGAGAGAAAAAGGAUAAACUCUUGCCAAAAGUCGUUUCUGUACUGCCAUCGUUGUUCUUUUGCGUCAUGCUCUUUGAUGGAAAGUUUCCUCCUUCUCAACUACCUUCUCCACCACGACGACGCAUGUCUCUGGGUUUCGGCGGAUCGGCACGAGGUGUCAUGAACCUUGUUAUGGCCAUCAAUGCCUGCCUUUGGGUUCUCCUUCUUGUGUAUGUUUUAUCCGAUAAAGUCAUGCACGGACGAUCCGUUUCGUCUCAAGCUGGCUUCCAUCCUCAAGCCGGUUCCGUUCCAGUACGUCUUACGGGCUCAUGGUUUCCCCCUCGCCGCCCACCUGUGAGCUGCAUUUCGCAAAGACCCGGCGAACACCUGCCGCUCGGCAAGCAUUACCUUGUAGACAUGCAUAAUGUCAACUCUGCCGCGCUGGAGCUGCUGGAAACCGACGCGGCUUUUUCAAAAAUCGCAGGAUAUAUCCACUCGGCGGGUAUGACGCUGCUUGGAACAUCCGCCCACCGGUUUGAAUGCGGAGGAAUGACGGCCGUAUUCCUGUUAUCCGAAUCCCACGUAUCCAUUCACACAUGGCCAGAGCAUCGGUUCGUUGCUCUUGAUGUGUACACCUGCGGUUCCGGAGAUCCGCAGAGGAUUGUACAGGAAUUCGAAAACCUCCUUCAACCUCGGCGGUCAGUCACAACAAAAGUAAACCGUGGAGCGGAUCAUCACAUCUCUACUACAAGUGGCGAGCCAAUAAACCCGAAACAGAGCCGACCACUGCGGACUCGACCAGCUCUCCUUGACAUGGGCCGUCAAGUUCAGAAAGAGGCUCCGUCAAAAACGUUAGCCCCUACACAAACAAAGGAUCACAAUGCCACGAUUUUCCAACAGAAAGAGGUUAACGAUCACUUGGUUGCGGAUAUCUGUGUGAAUGGCGAUUCAAGCGACGAUGAUUGCUAUCUCCUCCGGGAAGCAGUAGUACUAGCUGAUGAGCGUAGCCCAUACCAACGCGUUGAAAUCGUCGAUUCACAGUCCUUUGGCCGCUGUAUGCUCCUAGACCGUGUUGUCCAGUUUUGCGAAAGUGACAAUGAAGUUUACACUCGUCAAAUUACUGAACGAGUAUUCAAACCAUACUUCAAAGGUGCGGCCGCCCGGUUGAAGAACAAGCAUCAGGCACCAGACCUUGUCGUGCAACUCGUUGGUGGAGGAGACGGCUGGGUAUCAUCACACAUUCUGGACCGGUACGGUGACAGGGUGAAGCACAUCACGGCGGUGGACAUUGAUCCUCUGGUAACAGAACUCACAAAAGAGCAUUUUGAGCCAGUUGGCACAUCAGAUGCCUUCACCGAUAGCCGUGUCACAUGGAUUUACGAUGACGCUGGCAAAUGGCUAGCUACUUCCGGCCAAAGCGACUCUGUAGAUAUCUUUAUUAUCGACUGCACCGACCACACGGCGGAGGCAGCAAAGAUUCUGUAUACCCAAGAGUUUUACAACAACGUUUACAGAAUGCUAAAGCGCGGAGGUCGGGUGGUACAGCAGAUGAACACGGACGACCCAUCAUAUACUGAAUUUUUCCGACAAGCCGAAUCGGUAUGGCUGGCGGCGGGUCUUAAAGGUUUGCAAAAGUGGAGUGAAUAUGUUCCUUCAUUUGGGGGAAAAUCGACAUUUUGGAUGGCACAAAAGUAUUAGUUUAGCAAAAAAAAAUGUCUGUAUAUCGUUCUAUUAUAGCGUCAAGUCGACGGGGGCGAGAAUUUGGAGAAUGCCCACGUUUUCCUGUAGAUGAAGCCGAUGGCAAUUUUAUAAUAUAAUUACACUUUGUAAAUAGCAUAAAAAAAG
Molecule: messenger RNA, 2056 nt
Organism: Spizellomyces punctatus DAOM BR117
Lineage: Eukaryota; Fungi; Chytridiomycota; Chytridiomycetes; Spizellomycetales; Spizellomycetaceae
Product: S-adenosylmethionine decarboxylase proenzyme
Exons: 2
Coding region: 299-1909 (536 amino acids)
Biological process (GO): spermidine biosynthetic process
Molecular function (GO): adenosylmethionine decarboxylase activity
Source: RefSeq, a predicted model, not a curated record